Messenger RNA from Stegodyphus dumicola, 460 nucleotides. RefSeq lists its product as uncharacterized. NCBI's taxonomy places the organism in Eukaryota, Metazoa, Arthropoda, Arachnida, Araneae, Eresidae. The record is from RefSeq and is a predicted model, not a curated record.
GGUCUGCCCUUGUAGAUAACAGAGUGCAGAAACUUCAUCCGGUUACCCAUUUCCUCUUUUUCUGCAAUAUCGAAUAUUCGGAAGCAUUCAGUUUCCUGCAGUUAGAGCUAUGAUUCACGUUUUGGUUUUACUCGGAUUACUUGGUGCUGUUUUGUGUGACGAAUGCGAUCCGGGUUUCGCAGACACAUGCUUCACAUCAGUCACUGAAGAUCUAAGAUAUAUGUUAGAUUUGAAGAAAAUGACGACUGUCAAUAUCACCAAAGCAGCAGUGCAUGAGUUAUGCUUGGCUUUGGAGGAUUCCUUGAACUGUACAUCCGAUAUUAUUGACAGCGAUUGUACAAAAGAUAACGGAAAGGAAACUUUUGAUUCUUGGUUAAGAGCUCUGAAGGGUGCAUAUAAUUACGUUUGUCAAGGCGAUCACGGCAACAUCAGAGGUAAGAGUAAAACAACAGCAUUAUAA